AUGGCUGUAUUCCAAUUACCCUUGCCUCCUGCGACCGCUCUUCAUGAGCCUGCCGAAGAACAGGAAGUGGGAAGCAUCCAUGACUACAAGGAUGGCACCCGCGCAUGGGUGACUGGAUCUUCAGACUUGAAAGAGUCCCAACACUACCCGGUCCUCUUUGGGAGGGCCAUGGCAGAGGUUGUCAACAAGAACAAAGAGUUCUUGGUGGAAAGGAUCACCGCCCGGAGGACAGCCCCUGUCUGGAUGAAUGCACCUAUGAGUCCUGCGAAGAGACUGAAGAAAGCAGAGAAACAUGCGACACAGAAGGUUGAAAGUAUCCUGAAAAGUGUAGCUACGCCCCAGAAGCUGAAGCGGAAGUUGAGCUUUCAGGAAAGGCCUACUGUCACUGAGAUCGUGCCUGAGAAUCCAGGUCCAUCCAAGGCACGGGCCAAGAAGAAGAGUGGGGCUAUGUCUGAGGACGACUUUUCCAGUACUGAUGAUGACUCAUCGUCAAGCUCUGGGGAAGAUGAGGAUCAGAAGGCCUGGUAUGCUUACCGGCAUCUCAGUGAAAAGGAGCGAAGGGAACUAAUCUACCCAAUGUCAGACAUUCAGAGAUGGAUGAGAUCUGGAUCAAUUUGGUGUUACCUUGCUGCGCUGGAGGCCGAAGCAAACGAAGCUGAGGAUGGUGAGAAAGAAGAGAAGAAUGAUGAAGAAGAAGGCGGUGACGAAGAAGAUGAGGAUGAGGAUGAGCAGAAAGAUGGAUCAGACGAAGAAGCAAAUGACGAGGAGCAACAAGAUGAGGACGGUGAUGAGGACGAUGAAGAAGAAUCAGAGGAGAAUUCAGACGAAGCCAGCACUAGUGCUGAGGCUGAUGACGAAGAGGAAGACGACCAGGAAUCUUCUGAUGAGGAUGAGGAGGACUCAAUGGAGCUGAAGAAAGAGAAUGAGAAGAAGGAGGAGAAAGACACACAGAAGGAGAGUGGGAAGAAGAAGGGAGGAGUCAAGGAGGACCACUCCAGUGGGUCCGAGAAGGAAAAGAAGAAAGAAAAGAGUGAAGGAAAAAACAAGACGGCAGCAAAAGAGGCACCAAAGGACAAGAAGAAAGGAGGUGAGAAGGAGGCAGGCUCGAGCGAGGCCAAGAAGAAAGGAGGUGAGAAGGGGGCAGACUCGAGCGAGGCCAAGAAGAAAAGAGCAGACUCGAGCGCGCUGUCCAAGAAGAAAGGAGAUGAGAAGGAGGCAGACUUGAGCGACGCCAAGAAGAGGAAAGGUAAAGGUGAUGAGAAGAAGGAAGAGUCGAGCGAAGCAAAGAAAGGUAAACGUGAGAAGGAAGAUGUCAAGAAGGAAGCAAAGGAGGAGCCCAAAGAGAAAAAGAACAAAGGUGACAAAGAUGGCAGGGAAGCACAAGCAAAGAAGGCAGAGAAGGAAGGUGGGAAAAGAGAAGAGCACGCAAAGAAGAAUAAGAAGAGAGGAGAUGAGAAGGACGCAAAGAAGAAGAGAGAAGGCGAGAAGGUUGAGAAGACAAGGACAUCAUCAAAAGACAAGAAGUCAAAGGGAUCAGGUGAGAAGGAGGAAUCCAGAGGUGAUGCAAAGAGAAGGAGAAAAGAAAGGGAGAAGAAGAAAGCUGAGCGGUUUGACCCAAGCGCGGGUGCAGAAGAGACAAAGGGUGACGGAGAGAGUGAGGAAGAGAAGAAGUGCCUCGAGCUGGUCGAGGCAGAAAUGGAAGUGGAUGCAAAGGGAGAGGGUAUGGACGUCGUCAACUCUUCCACCCACCGUGCAGAGUGGAUGCGCUAUACAAGAUGGCUGAAGAACAAGAAGCGCUUCUGCGAAGCUGCAGGCGUCGAGCCGGAACCGGCUGACUUGGGUGUCGGUGAAGCCGCUGCCAUUGGCGCGGGAAAAGGCCGCGAAAACCUCUCCUAUGGGCAGACGUGUGAAUACAUCCGUGCACAGCUCGGUGAUUCCACUUAUGUCGCCCCUCCAAGGACAGUCUUUAAUUCUGGCUCGACGGCCUCCUCGUCGGCCGCGCCGCCCCGCACCGAUCGAUCUCGCUCUGCUGUAGAAGCAAAGGCCACCAAGGCCAACGCCAAAGGGUCGACUCAGAUCAAGGCCGGGGCUACGUUCGUCGAGGUUCCCAAGCCAUCAUUGCCCAUUCGACUUCCACCUCCACCAAAGGGUCCUGCGCCGAGUCCUCCGACAGCAGAUGACCAUCAGGGGGGGCAUCCGUCUAUCGUCCCACUCGAGCCACCUCCGUCCAUCCCGUAUGGGGACACAGAACCACUUGACGCUCCGGGUCCUAAUGAAUAUAGCUACCGUGGCCGCAGCAAUCCCGAGCAGAUUCCGGUUCUCCGACCUGUCAAAGCAGUUCCCCCUGUCCCUCUCGAUGCUGACCAGCUUGACAUGAGCGCCUUGCAGCAGCAAGACGCCAACCUCGAAGCACUAAAUAACAAGGUCGUGCAUGCCAAGGCCCACGCGUCCAGUGCGUUGGGUGGAGCAUCGCUUCGUGGCGAGCUCGGGCAAGCGUUGUCACACGUGAGGUCAGAGAACACAGCAGAGGAGGAAGAGGACGUCGUGGUUGAGGAGGAGGAGGAAGAGGGCCAAGGGGCCGCCUUGCCUGAGGCACCCGAGUCUGAACAAGACCAGCCAACAACGAGUGCAAAAGCCGCUGCCUUAGGGGAUGUUGACCAGAUCCUCCUUCGCCACGAGCAGUCCCUUCUUGAGCAAACCCGUUCAGAGAUCAAGUGGGGCUUCAGAGGAGAAAAAUGGAUGUUGGAUCGGCAUGGUGAGAAGAAGGGGAGGAAGUUGAUGAACAGAAAGAAGGAACUUGGCUUGACCUGUGCCGACCCAGAGUUGCCCGACGACAAGGACGAGCUCCUCUACUUCACACUUGUUUGCUUGGAUGUGGCAAACAUCAACGAAGUCUCCCGCUUGACAAGAAUGGAGCUUGAAGGCUGCAUUGAUCAAGCUGGGUUGGAGGAGUUCACAAAGGUGGUUGAGGAAACCCCGCUUGCCAAAGCCCAAGCGCUGCUCGCCCGAGUUCUGAAGGAUGUGAACGACUGCAGGAUUGACUUUAUUCAAAGCUUAUUCAUACAGACCCAAGCCUUCAGGUUGCAGCCUAUCAAGCUUGGAACAGACCUGAUCGCGCAGCUGAUGGCAGUCGCAACCAAGCUGGAGGGCUUGGCGGGGAGGCUCCAGGAGCUUGUGAAAAAGAAGAACAACAAAAACAAGCACUACCGUGAGAUCAUCUUAGAGGCUUUCGUGGACAAGCACACCAAAAUCUGCCGUGAGCGAAUCGACUUGGGGAAGGCGCUGGUUCGGGCCAGCGAAAAAGCUGGACAGCCGAAGGCAUCUGCAAAGCCCAAGGCAGCUCCUAAGGAGCCUAAGGACCCUAAGGAGAAGAAAGGUUAG
This is a messenger RNA of Durusdinium trenchii, 3381 nucleotides long. NCBI's taxonomy places the organism in Eukaryota, Dinophyceae, Suessiales, Symbiodiniaceae. The record is from the annotation of a GenBank genome assembly.